Messenger RNA from Cryptomeria japonica (Japanese cedar), 1421 nucleotides. RefSeq lists its product as uncharacterized. The coding region runs from base 400 to 1185 and encodes 261 amino acids. The transcript is spliced from 4 exons. The record is from RefSeq and is a predicted model, not a curated record. Gene Ontology annotation, cellular component: Golgi apparatus. NCBI's taxonomy places the organism in Eukaryota, Viridiplantae, Streptophyta, Pinopsida, Cupressales, Cupressaceae.
CUCUACACAAUUUUGUUCGAUUCAUAUGGAUUGUUGAUAGUGUGUGUUGUUAUCUCGGGACAAGAGGGGUUGUCUCUUCCGCUUCUUCUUCGCAGAGUACACAUCUUGCCCUCUUACCUUCUACACCAGGACCGGUUUAACUAGUUGAAUUGAACAACUAUAGGAGGGAAAAAUAUUUUAUUAAAUUUGGGUAUACAUGGUAAUAGAGAACGAGUUAUGAAUAUCUCUAUAUAACCUAAACUACAUGCAGUCACCAUUGAGUAUCUUCUGUUCGUUUCUGUAAUACAAUGCAUAAUUUAGGGGUGUGGGCUUGUUUCUGGCUUUCUCCCGAAGACAUUCUUAAGAUGUCAUGUAUUAUUGUAUAUGGGUGGAUAAUAGGUGAGGACAUAUGCAAAGUGGAUGGUUGAUUCCAGUUGCAGUUUUCUAUCAAAAUGUAGCUUUUGCUUGCAAAUACUGACUCAUUCAAGUCGCUCUGUCACUCGGCUCGGCUGCUUACAUGUUUUGCAUAAUUCGUGCUUGCUUCUACUUUUGAAAGGAUCCUCAUCUCCAACUGGUUACACAUGUCCUUCAUGCAAAUCACAAAUAUGGCCCACAAAGAAGCAUUUUGUUAGUUCCGGUUCUUCCCUUGCCAAUCAGUUGGAGGAAUUAUUUGCGAAGAGCCAUAUUUUUAUGUUGGACAAGAACUCCCUAUUGCCAUUAGCUUCUGAACUAUUAUCAAAUUUCUCUGAGCAAGGAUUCUCACAGCCACGUUCUGAGAUUCGAUCAAUAGUUUUUAGUUUGUCAUCACCUCUUGCUGAAAUGUACAAAGAUCCAAAGAGUCAAAAGGCACAGCAAAACCAUAUUCCUAAAGAUCAAAAUGUAUUAGAGAGUUGGGAAACACUUAAAUCACCAAGAAAGACGAUAAAUAUUGAAACUCCAAAGUCUUGUUCACCUGAGAUUGGGAUUGCAGAGUCUGUUGGAAGUCCAAAGAUUUCUGUAAUUUGUUUCUACCCAAUAAAUUUUGGUCAAUUCUUCAUUUCAUAUAUAAUCAAUGCCCAGAGAACUUUGAUUCAGGGAUUUUACUUCUUAAUUCCAAAAAUAAAAUAUUUUGCUGUCUUAUGCAGAUGGUGUACUCUAGAAAUUGUUCUUUUCGAGGCGAGAAAAAAAGUACCGACUGCCCUGUUCAGGACUGUGGAAAAGGUUUGAUGCAUAUACCAAGUGGUUAGUCUUCUUUUCAAUUUAUUUCGCAAAUUCCAUAACACUGAUCACAUAUUACCUUUUUUAACUAUUUCAAAGUUUUAGCUGGAUCAUGCAUUGCUCUAGAUUCCUGUAAGUAGGAAAAUGAAAUUGAUGAACAUAAAUGGUAUUAUCCAUGGCCAUCCACGGAAUAGAAUAUGCACUUGCAUAUUACAGUAAAUCUAUUUAUGCUCGACAAGUCUUGC